Messenger RNA from Mesitornis unicolor (brown roatelo), 2323 nucleotides. It is a transcript of the gene RINT1, whose product is annotated as RAD50 interactor 1. The transcript has 13 exons. The record is from RefSeq and is a predicted model, not a curated record. Gene Ontology annotation, biological process: retrograde vesicle-mediated transport, Golgi to endoplasmic reticulum; endoplasmic reticulum to Golgi vesicle-mediated transport; regulation of ER to Golgi vesicle-mediated transport. NCBI's taxonomy places the organism in Eukaryota, Metazoa, Chordata, Aves, Mesitornithiformes, Mesitornithidae. The coding region runs from base 1 to 2304 and encodes 767 amino acids. Gene Ontology annotation, cellular component: Dsl1/NZR complex.
AUGGCAGCUGUUGCUGCUAGAAAGAAAGAAGUCACUAAAGACCUGGAUCAUUGCGAUAUCCCAUACUAUGUUUCUGAAUUUGUGGAAAGAGAAGUUGGAAAUGACUAUGCUUCUCUGAGGAAGCUCGACAACCUAAUUGAUAAGCUAUCUGAAAAUAAGAAGCAGUUAGAAGAACAGGUACUUACAGUUUCAUCGGAAGUCCCUAAAAGAAUUCAAAAUGCCUUAAAGAAUGCAGAAGAUUCUAAAAAGUCUCUGAGCCGGCUCCUAGAGGAAGAAACCCUUUUAUCUGAUUCAAUCAACAGCCACUUACUGAAAGCUCAGCCAUGGAUGGAGGAUCUCGAUGUACUGAUUAGCCAGGUAGAAGAGAUUGAACGACACCUGUCCUAUCUGAAAUGGAUUUCACAAAUAGAAGAGUUAAGUGAUAGCAUUCAGCAAUAUCUGAUGACCAACAAUGUUCCAGAGGCAGCCAGUACUCUGGCAUUCAUGGCAGAACUGGAUAUUAAACUUCAGGACUCAUCUUGCUCUCAUCUUCUUGCUUUUGUGAGAUCCACUGUUCAAUUCUGGCAUAAAAUCCUUAAGGACAAGUUGUCGAGUGACUUUGAAGAGGUGCUAACCCAGCUCCGCUGGCCAUUUGUGGGGCCACCACAGUCUCAGGCAUUUGGCCUUGCUGCACCAGCCAGUGCUCCUGAUGUAUACAACAAUUUGGAGAUGUUGUUUUGUCAGCUUCUGAAGUUGCAAACCUCAGAUGAACUCUUAACCAAACCUAAACAGUUGCCAGAAAAGUACUCUUUACCCCCAUCACCACCCAUUAUCCUUCCGAUACAGAUCAUGCUGAAUCCUCUUCAGAAAAGAUUCAAGUAUCAUUUCACUGGAAAUAAACAAACCAAUGUUUUAAGCAAGCCUGAGUGGUAUCUAACACAAGUACUUAUGUGGAUUGGAAAUCAUGCAAAGUUCCUUGAUGACAAGAUCCAGCCAAUACUGGACAAGGCAGGAUCUUCAGUGAAUGCUGGGCUUGAAUUCUCUCGUGCUCUAGUAAUGCUGAUUUUGGAGAAGCUGGCUGCUGAUAUUCCAUGCCUGUUGUAUGAUGAUACACUCUUUUGUCACCUUGUGGAUGAGGUACUUCUGUUUGAGAGAGAGUUAUACAGCGUUCAUGGUUAUCUCAGCAGCUUUCCCAGUUGCAUGCAUAUUCUGUCAGAAGAAUCCUGCUUCCAAAGGUGGCUAACAGUGGAAAAAAAAUUUGCUCUUCAGAAAAUGGACUCUAUGCUUUCAUCAGAGGCUGCGUGGGUAUCACAAUACAAAGAUAUCACUGAUGUAGAUGAAAUGAAAGUCCCAGACUGCGCUGAAACUUUUAUGACCCUGUUGUUAGUUAUAACAGACAGGUAUAAAAAUCUUCCAGCAGCUUCCAGAAAACUGCAGUUCCUGGGCCUACAGAAAGAAUUAGUUGAUGAUUUCAGGAUACGAUUAACUCAAGUAAUGAAGGAGGAGACUAGAGCUUCCUUAGGCUUCCGAUACUGUGCAAUCCUUAAUGCUGUUAACUAUAUAGCAACAGUGCUGGCAGACUGGGCUGACAAUGUAUUCUUCUUGCAGCUACAGCAGGCUGAACUGGAGGUCCGUGCAGAAAGUAAUGCUGUCAGUAAACUACAGCUGGGGCAGCUGGCUUCGAUGGAGAGUUCGGUCUUUGAUGAAAUGAUCAACCUCCUGGAACGCCUGAAACACGACAUGCUGACUCGCCAAGUAGAUCAUGUCUUCAGAGAGGUCAAAGAUGCUGCAAAGCUGUACAAAAAAGAGAGGUGGUUAUCUUUACCAUCUCAAGCAGAGCAAGCGGUAAUGUCAUUAUCGAGCACAGCUUGCCCAAUGUUGUUGACCCUACGAGAUCGCUUGCUACAACUAGAACAGCAGCUCUGUUACUCACUGUUCAAAAUCUUCUGGCAAAUGCUUGCAGAGAAAGUGGAUGUGUACAUAUAUCAGGAAAUAAUUAUGGCAAAUCACUUCAACGAAGGAGGAGCAGCACAGCUCCAGUUUGACAUGAGUAGAAAUCUGUUCCCUUUGUUUUCACACUACUGCAAGAGGCCAGAAAACUACUUCAAACACAUUAAAGAAGCCUGCAUUAUCCUGAACCUGAAUCUUGGCUCUGCCUUGCUUCUGAAGGAUGUACUACAGUCAGCUUCAGAAAAUGAACCAUUAAAGCCAAACCAGCCAUCUGCAACAGCAGCACUAAAUGAACUUGGUGUUUACAAAUUAGCUCAGAAGGAUGUUGAGAUUCUUCUCAAUUUGAGAGCUAGUUGGCCAAGCCCAGGAAAAUAAAGACUUCUUCAGGAAUGGU